CGGAACCAAAAGGCUUCCUCUGCUCUACCCUCCGCAGAGGCAGAACGACUUCCGGAAAGUCCGCGGCCUUCAGGGUUCCCAGCGCCAAGAUGCCGGCACCCACCAAUGCGCCGCGCCAUCCGGAACUCGCUCCCGGAAAAGAACACGUAGCGCGGGAUGACGUCACGGGUCACAAAGGGCUCGGUUGCUUCCAAGAGCCAUGAUGAGCGCUGUAGGGAAAAACGGAGCUCGAUGUGCUUUGUGUUAUUAACAGACAUAUAAACUCCCCCAAAGUCCACACGUUCCCGAAGGAGAACAGUAUGGUACAAAACUCCUUUCAAGCUAGCGCUCCGGAGGCUCCACGGGACUGUGGGCGCGCAGCGGGACGGAGGGCUAGCGUGAACCACCGCGGCCUCCGUAACCGAGGCUGCAGGGGGCGGAGCCUGCGGGGCUGGUCUCCGGCCAGGGGGCGGGCCGGGAGAGUCGGUCCUCCACGGUCCCAGCCCACCCCGCGCCCGCGCUUCGCCUCCCCUCCCCCCCCCCCCCCCCGCGGCACGCUGCGUGGCUGCUCGUUGGCUCCUUAGGACGGAAGCUCGGUUGGUGUUUCUCCAGAAGUUUCCCCCUUGGGCGGCGGCGGACUGGUAACCUCGGUAGGAGCGGCUCCAGCAGCGGUAACAGUGACCAGUAGGGAUGGCGGCGGCUGCAGCGGGACCUGCAACGGCCCAAAGGUUUUUCCGGAGCUUCUCAGAUGCUCUGAUCGAAGAGGACCCCCAGGCGGCGUUAGAGGAGCUGUCUAAGGCUUUGGAGCAGAAACCAGAUGAUGCACAGUAUUACUGUCAGAGAGCUUAUUGUCACAUUCUUCUUGGGAAUUACCAUGAUGCUGUUGCUGAUGCAAAGAAAUCUCUUGAACUUAAUCCAAAUGGUUCCACUGCGAUGCUGAGAAAGGGGAUAUGCGAAUACCAUGAAAAAAACUAUGCUGCUGCUCUAGAAACUUUUACAGAAGGACAGAAACUAGAUAGUGCAGAUACUGAUUUCAUUGUCUGGAUUAAAAGGUGUGAAGAAGCUCAGAAUGGAUCACAGUCUGAGGUGUCUGCAUCCCAGAGGACUCAUCAGUCAAAAAUCAAGUAUGACUGGUAUCAAACAGAAUCUCAAGUAAUCAUUACACUUAUGAUCAAGAAUGUUCAGAAGAAUGAUGUAAAUGUGGAAUUUUCAGAAAAAGAGUUGUCUGCUUUGGUGAAACUUCCUUCUGGAGAUGAUUACAAUUUGAAGCUGAGACUUCUUCAUCCCAUAAUACCAGAACAGAGCACAUUUAAAGUACUUUCAACAAAGAUCGAAAUUAAAAUGAAAAAGCCAGAAGCUGUGAGAUGGGAAAAGCUGGAGGGACAAGGAGAUGUGCCUAACCCCAAACAGUUCAUAGCAGAUGUAAAAAACCUAUAUCCAUCAUCAUCUCAUUACACAAGAAAUUGGGAUAAAUUGGUUGGUGAGAUCAAAGAAGAAGAAAAGAAUGAGAAGUUGGAGGGAGAUGCAGCUUUAAACAAAUUAUUUCAGCAGAUCUAUUCAGAUGGUUCUGAUGAAGUGAAACGUGCCAUGAACAAAUCAUUUAUGGAGUCUGGUGGUACAGUUUUGAGUACCAACUGGUCUGAUGUAGGUAAAAGGAAAGUUGAAAUCAAUCCUCCUGAUGAUAUGGAAUGGAAAAAGUACUAAAUAAAUUAAUUUGCUAUCACUGUAUUGCAUAUAUUCACCUAAUGCCCAUUGUGUAUUAAUAUUGCUUUCUUGAAUUUCGAACACUGAAUACAUCUUUUAAAGAUUAUACCUCUUUACCUCUUUGUGCUUUAGAAAUUAUUUUCCUUCAAGUGUUCUAAGAGACUAACGAAGAAUGAAAUCAUUGCUUCUGUCCUUAAGGAUUUCACAUAUGCUGAAAUGGAAUGAAGUAUCAUUUGCUACUAGAUAGAUUAAUUCUACCUAGUUGUGGGAGUGGAAAAAUUGUUAGUGGGCUAUCUUGGGUUAUUGCCUUAUUUUUGAUGCAGUAUUCUGCUAAUAAUUUAUUAGACGUGGCAACUUUGGGUGAGCGUAGAUUUUUUUCAAUUUCAGUGUUACAUUGUUUGCUUUUAAAAACUGCUUUUGAAUGGAGUUGUAAAUACAAUUUUUCUAUGAAGAAGUUUGGUUUAUUUACCUUUUUCUUAAGUUUUUAAUGAAAACUUGGAAAAAUUAUUUAUCACAGGGAAUUCCCAUUUGAUUACUUUUAUGGGAAAUAUUUGUAAUUGCACUGAGAAUUUUGGCCUUUACCUUUCAAAUUCUGUAUAAGACACUGACAGCUGAGUUUAUCAUGCUGCAAGUUUAGCUAUAUUGAAGGCUAAUCUGUGAAGCUGAGGCAAACAGUAAUUUAGGAAAGGCCAACUCUUCUUCACUGCUUUUGCCGCGGCAGGAUUCGUGAAAUUACAGCACUGGUGGUUUGGUUUGGUUUUUGCGGUGUUUUUAUUUUUGUUUUCUUUAUUAGAAAAUCUCUCAUCUCACAUCCCCAUGGUUACUUUGGGUAUGGUGGUUUAGGGCAGCUGCUGAGAGAGUAAAUUAAUAUGUAUAUAUUUAGUAUCUAUUCUGUUUCUAGAAUAAAUAGAUACCGUGGGAAUACAAAAACUAAAAGACAUCAUUAACUUCAAAGAGUUUAUAAUCUUGCAGAGAGAGGAAAUUAACAUUCAUGAAGGAAUUACGGAAUGGUUGAAUGAUGAACUUAAUUACACAGUUUUGAGGUAUAAAAGAAGUGUUACAUGAUUGAAAUUCUUGGCAGCCUAAGCUGUUACAAAGCAAAGACCAUGGGUGACCUGUAGGUCUGAUUUGUUUUUCAUCAUAGUUUCUGAACCGUGAUGCCCUGGAGGUUGGUGUCUCUUGGGUCUCACUAACAUUUUGUGGCAAGGCAGUACUCGCUACCCACAGCUGAGGAUUGGGUAAAAUGGUAGGCAGAUCAGCCAGCAUUUCUACCUCCAAAAAGAAUGGGAAUUCAGCCCCUUCCUUCUGGUCAUGACCUGAAGCGUAAGGGAGUUCAUAAGGAAAGUGGUGGGGUGCUUCCAGACCAUGCCCCAAACCUGCUGGUACAGCUUUGUUUAUGCAUGUGGGGGGUUUUCACUUGUCCUUCUGCCCACUUAGAGCUACAGGCUACUGUUUUGGGUUCUUGAACACGGAAGGGAAAGGCAAAAUUAAGGUCUUGCCUGUAUGAAUUUAUGAAGUUGUCUCCUAAGGAAACAAGAUCGUGAUUCCGCAUGUUAAAUUAUCAUUUGUUCUCAGGGGUGGGGAGGCUCCUGCUACCGAGGCGAUGAGUCGGGGGCCUGUAGUGCCACCUCGGAGACAAGACUCUGCCUCUAGCAGGUCUCUGCCACCCACUAGCUCUCAAAUCUUCUACAGGUUUAUAACCUUCCUCUUGUCUUAGUUCCUUUAUCCCUAAAUAGUCUGUAGGGUCUUAAAGUUUAAAAGUUCAUGAUUCUAAGUAAGGAAACAUUUUUGCCACUUAAAAGCAACUUUUUUCUUUCUUUAGAUUGAUACUAUUAGAGAAUUCCCUGGUGGCCUAAUGGUUAAGGAUUUGGUCUUGUCACUAUUGUGGUGAGGGUUUGAUCCCUGGCCCAGGAAUUUGCUGUGCUUGCAGCUAUUGUUUUUUUUUUUUUUUUUUUUUUUAAAGAUAAUACUAUUAUAAAAGAAGUUGGUCUUUUUUUUUUUUUUUUUAGGUUCUAGUACUAGUUUUGCUUGUCUUUUAAAGGAUACAUUUUUCUAAAGAGUGUUUAUCUGUUGGUUAGAUUUCCUGGAAGUUGCGGGAUUCAGGAUUUUGCUCAGUCAGAUGGAAUUCCUAAUAUAUGUGACUGUGGUAUGUACAGUGUUACUUAGUCUAAAUACAAUAGAUUUAUGGGUGAAGAAGGGAAUUUUGAGAAGUAGGUUAGAUUGCUUGCCCUAAAAUACUGCUUCUCUUUUUCUUUUACCAUUCUGGACAAGGAAAAUUUGUAAGCCUCCAGAAAUGGAAAAAACGCCAUUUUUAGCCUCUUAACUUUUAUCCUUAUUUUCUGCUAUCUCAGCUGAGCUAUUAAUUGGUCUCAUUUUCCAGACUCCAUUUUCAGUUCUCAAAUUUUGGUUCUUCUGGUGCUCUAGCUGCUCUUAUUUCUUCAGAAGGUACUUUUUUCCUCAGUAAUCAUUUUGCUUUUUGAGGGUUAGUCUGGGAAUACGUUUUUUCCCUUAAUCUUAAGUUCUUCAUCUGUUCUCCCGAUUUCUAUAAUUAUUUGCACCUUGAUGAAUUCUGGGAAUCUUGAAUGGGAUAAUCUGCUUCUUUGAAUUCUGCUUUGAAGUAAUCUCUUUAGAUCGCUGUACCACAGGUUUGAAACACCCGGGUCAGUAUUGGUAAUUUUCUGGUAUGUGUCCUCACCUGUUGAGAGUUGCUUACACACUAGCAAGUUCAGUCUUCAACAUGGGCAGUUAUUGGUCACUUAAAAAAAAAGUCUGUUUUCUCUGUCUUUCUGUGGAGUAGAGAAAAAGGAUAGGUUGCACUGGUAAGUACGGUUCUCCCCCCAGCAUUUUCAUUUUUUUGAUCUGUGGUGUUCACUGACUGCAGAACAUCGAAUCGUUGCUGUUGUCUCUCUGAGCCUGGAAAAAAACUUACUUUAUCUUAGCAGGCUAACUAUAUAGGACAAGGGAGAAAAUAAUUGACCUGUCCUAGAUACAUUUUUUAGAUAAAUUUCAAAUAAACAUUUAAAGUGAGGGUAUGUCACUAUGCUAUUAUGAACAGUCUAGAUAGAAAUUUUAAUAGUUUAGUCCUGAAAUGUAUUUUGGCUGUCCUUUCCCAUUUUACCUUCCUUUUCUUCUUCCCUAAUUAUCUACAUAUGAGAUUAGGUCAUUGAUCUGAGAGACACAUCGCAGGCCGAGAGCAGUAUUGCCUAUUAAUUGACCGUCUGAUCUGCCUGGUGCACUUGAAUUUUAUUGGGAUCGUCCUUGUCCAGGUUCGCGUGCAUCUCUCUGACUUGUAGCUAUUACUGACAUUUCCAAAAAUAGGUAGAACAUUUCUGGGUGUUGUGACUGUAAAGAAAUUUACCUUUAUACUCUUACUCGCUGUUUUAGCCCCAUAGGAAUAUAUCAGUUCUUUCUGCCUCGGAGGAACCAAGGAAGAAAUACUAAAAGCUGAAGGACAAAAUAAUGGUUUUUGUUCCAGCAAGGGUUAUGUGUAGUUUUAAAUGAGAGGGAUCAUCAGCAUUGGUCUGGUUUCUUUUGUCUCCCAGCUGUGCCUUUUCUAUUGUAAGAUCAUUUUACACACACCCGAGAGAUUUUAUUUUGGAGCAGUUUGAGAAGUUGUGGGUAAAUUGGAGGUAUUGAUGUACUCAAAAGUGUUACUCUUUGGGGCCACCCUCGUAAUUGCUUCUGAAAUUAAUUUAACUCUUAGUCUUUCUUCCUCCCUCAGUAUCUUACCCCCUCCCCCACAACCCCAAAUCAGCCAAAAUCAUACACAUGGCUAACCUAUGCAGGCAGUAGCAGUAGUACUAGUACUUUUUGUGGGCCAGGUGUCACAGAGUGCUUUAUAUGUGCUAUCUCAUUUCUAACAGCCUGUGAAGUGCUAGUAGCUACUCUUUUCAGAUCAGAAGAAUGAGGCCCAAGUGAAGUUCUUUGCCCUGUUUACUCACUGAUAAGUGAUGGAGCUGGGACUUGAACUGAGGCCUGUCCCACUUUAGUUCCCCUGCUUUUAACAAUUGUGAAUGAAUUGGGUGGACAAUGAAUGAUUUUUAUUAAUAAAUUAGUUGACAGGCAGAGAAUGUGCAAGUUGAAUUUUUCAGUGCCUGUACAUGAGCUGGGCAGUAGAUUUCUUAAAGAUAAGAGUAGUAUCAGUUUCUUAAGUAGAAAAGGUUAUUAGCAAUCCAAAUCUAUUGCCUCUUAUGGAAGGUAAUACAACCAGGUAGUCUUGAUGUGCGUUGAAGAUUUUGUUUUUCUCAAAUCCAGAUAAUUAAAGAGAAACAAGAUACACUGAAAAUUGUCAUAGGCGUGAGAAGACUAGCAGGCCCAUCGUGCUGAUUAUUCUUUUUUUGAACUUCCCACCACAUACAGAAGUUCCCAGGCUAAGGGUUGAAUUGAAGCAGCAGCUGCUGGCCUUACAUCACAGCCUUAGCAACGCCUAAUCUGAGCCAGUCUGCAACCAACACUGUAGCUCGCAGCAAUGCUGGAUCCUUAACCUACUGAGCAGGGACAGGGGUCGAACCUGUGACCUCAUGGGUACUAGUCAGAUUCCUUACUGCUGAGCCACAAUGGGACCUCCAAAAUUAUUCUUUAAGUUAGGAACUCUCACACUAGUUUUCAUUAUUCAAAUGUUAAGAUUGUUUCAAGGUUAUUUCCUAUUUAGAUACGUGUAUUGGGAUCAGUGUAUCACUGAUUAAUUCAACAAAAUUAGAAUGAUUUAGGUUAUUUCCUUUAUGCCAGUCAUGUGAGCAUUUUAUAUAUAUUCUGAAUUCUGGAGAGUGUGAAGUCUUGUAAAUAUUGCCUUUGCUGUGCCUCCAAAUUGGAAUUUUUUUUUUCUUCUGUGCCUGCUCCUGCAGUAUGUGGAAGCUCCCAGGCUAGGGAUUGAAUCUGAGCCACAGCUGUGAUCUACACUACCGCAACCGUAGAUCCUUUAACGCACUGCCCCAGGCCGGGGAUUGAACCCGAGUCACUGCAGCAACCCAGACCGCUGCAGUUGGAUUCUUAACGUACUUGUACUAUAGCGGGAACUCCCAAAUUUGAAUUUUUAAUUCUCAUUUUUGCAUUGAGACUUCUCAUACAUAUCUGACUGACUUUCUCUUGAAUGAUUAUAGAAUUCAGUUAUACAAAAAGAUGUUUCAGAAACAGUACUCUUGGCUCAAAAGUAAUUUUUAAUUUAUCAAAAAGGAGUUAGGGAAAUAAUCUUCAAGACCUGUGUAUAAGCUUUUAAAAACCACCCUGUGCAACUACAAAAGCUCUAAUUGGCAGACCGUUACUGUGCGCGUGAUGCACUGUGAAAUGCGUUAAAAGUCAGUGAGUACUGCAUAGUGGUUAAAUGCAUGGGCUCUGAAGACAGCCUGCUUGAGGUCAAAUCGUGAGUGCACCGCUGACUAGCUGUGUGACAGUGGGCAGGUACUUCAUGUCUCUGUGUCUCAGUUUUCCUAUCUUUGAAAUGGGGACAGUAACAUCAACCUCAUGGGCUUUUAUGUGUUGCACGAGUUGAUACCAUUCUACAGUUACUUAAUCCUAAUUCAGAUAGCCCUAAAAACUAAAUUUGUGUGUAUGUGUAUGACUCUGGUUAAAAAAAAAAAAGUCCUGUAUUUACAAUAUGAAUAGUGUUAUAUUUUGCUGCGAAAAUAUUAACAGAAUGCUACCACAAAUCCUUCUGAGAUUGUUACACAGUAGAUAGUAUACCUGUAUUGUGUGCUGAAUUCACAAUCUGAAUUCAGAAACACGUCCAGCCGCAAGUGUAUGUGUACCUGUGUGUGUAAAGUGCACAGAGCGGUGCUUAAUGUUAAAGUCAGAUUAUCUUAUAUGCUUUUAGGCUGAGAGGUUUAAAUCCUAUAGAAAGCCUUUUUGUUCUCAAUUCAGUCCUUCAAGAUUGAGGAUUGUGUCUGAGGAAAUUAUAUCAGCUAGUUAAAAAUUGUUAGUAUAAUUUUAAAAAUUUACAGCGCGACCAUAAGAGUUUGUAGGAAAGCUUUUAUUUCAUUUUUGGCCAGGCCCUUGGCAUGCAGAUGUUCCCAGGCCAGGCAUGGAACCUGUGCCAGAGCAGCAGCCUGAGCCACAGCCAUGACCACACUGGAUCCGUAACCUGCUGAGCCACCAGGGAACUCCUGAAGUUUUUAUUUUGAAUGAGUAGUUAUUUUAAUUUACUUCGGCAGAGCCUCAAUAUGCAAGUAUUGUCAGCAGUACUUUAAAAAGAAUCAUGAAGCGUAGUGGUGCCAGAAGAUACAAACUAUUAUGUAGAAUGUUAAGGGACUUCCCUUAAGAAGUUCUCUGAUAUUCCAUUUUCAUUUAAAUCUCAAGACAGAAUAAAACUAUCAGGGUUUAUAGAAAGUCAUACUACUUAUAAACCACAAGUUCUGUCCUAUUAUUUCCAUCAGUGUAGAGAAGCCAAUAGUUGUGUUUGCAAGACUUAUUUCAUUAGUCUGUUCUCCUCCCCUCACCCUUGAAACAGUCAGUGGGGAAACAAGAAGUAUUGUGGACUCAAGUUCAGGGUUCUCCCCCAGCUACCACUUUUUGUCAGUCAUUGUACUCUAGCCUUGACCUUUUCUGGGACCCAUUUGACUACCAGCUGAACACUUAAGUUAGCUAGCUUAACUCCAUGGUCAGGAAAUAUGCUAAGAGAUUGAAUGCAUUUCCUUGGCACUGCUGCUUACCAUUUUACUAUUUAUUAGUUGCAAAAUGAUCAAUUUCUUUUAUUUCGACUGUACCACAGAGGCAACUGUUUUAUAAUAGCAAAAAGGAUACCAACAGAUGAAUCUGCAAUCUUAAAUUCCAAGUUUUGCUGUGUUAAUAAAUGGUGUUUUUUGAGAGGACAAGUGACUUAACCCUUCUGAACCUUUUUCUCAUCUCUAACACUGGGUGAUAAUAUUGCGUCAGGAUUGUGAAGACAGUUAAAUCCCAUCUCAGAGUGUGUGACCAAUAAAUAUAAAGUCCUUAAUUUUUUUCCUCAGUGCUGUUGAGUAGUGGAAUUCCUGAAAGGAAGGUACCAGUUCUGAUUUUUAGCUGCUAUUCAAGGGCAGUCAUUAUUCAGCCUCAUUCAGGUUUUUGGGGGGGGUGUUUUUUUGGGGUGGUGGUGGUUUUUUUGUUUUUUAACCUCAUCUGUCACUGCUGCACUGUGUACCUAGGCUCCAGGCGCACAAGAGUAGUCUAUUUAAGGGUUUGCAUGUUUUUUUCCAUAAAGGGCAAUGUAGUGAAUAUUUUAGGCUUUGUGCGUCACAUAAAGACUCUAUUGCAUGUUGUUCUUGUCUUGGGUUUGCAGACCUCUGGUCUGUCUGAAUAUCCUAUGUAUAUUUUUUCUUCCAACCCAACUAGAGAGUUUCAGUUUCCUACUGAUGUGUCAAAACUGAGCUCCUCUGCCACCUCCAGGAAAGCUGUUUAAUUUUGUGCUGCUACUCUGGCAGUGGCUGGCUUCAUAGCAGUUGGGUUGGGUUAUUUGCUUAUGGUUGAGACACCCAUUAGAUCCCUUGAUAAGAGUCAAACCAAAACCACAGUGUCUCAUAGGCAUGUUUGAGAGUUUGAUCUGUUCUUUCUUUAGGGAGUCACUACAGCUGACUCAUUUCUUGCAUCAUUUGAGCCUCUUUGGUGAGGGUUUUGGGGGCUGCCUUCCAACUUUCUAUCUGCUGGAGCUGCUGUGUAGAGAAUGAGCCCUCAGAAUUUGGCAGGUGGUGUUAAUGCUCCCCAGAAGACUCUCUGUAUUUUCUUCUCUUCAUUGUUUAGGUAUCUCCCAUUAGAAUAGUCUUGUGAAAUCCGCGGGAAUUCACUGCCACCCCAGCUGGGGUCUUGGAGGUCCCUUACGGAUGAUGCAUCAGAGCUGUACUGGUUUAAGGGUUAGUAGCUUGAUAGCUGUUUUACCCUGUGUGUCCUAUUUGAUUAUGUUACUGUUUUUGGAUCUUGGCUGCAGAGCAGGGUGCUUUUUCACGUCGUAUCAGAAGUGUUUGGUAUCAGAAGUGUUAACCUUACACCAAACUACAUAAUUAGUUUUUAAAACUGUAGUUUGUUGCUUAUAUCAUGCCCUUGAAAUUGAUUAUUUAUUCAUCAAUAUAGAUAACAGUGAUUUUUCAAUAGAUUUUUAACCCCUGGUCAGGAGAGCUAAAUCUAAUUUGUUCUUCAGCUAUCUUCAUAACUAGAGGGAAUAGCAGUUAUAUAACUUUAAAACCCGUGUAAUACUCAAGUAUUUUUUGUUUCGCUAUUUUCAGAUUCCUUUUUUUUGCCACAACUGUUUUAAAACUAAAAUAUGUGUGUUUCCUUAAAGAAGGGACUGAACUUUAUUUUCUAAUUCAGUUAGUCAUCCUUUGGGAAGGAAUUUUGAGCCCAAGAAACUCGUAGGGGAAAGGAGGCCAGAGUUUUAUAAAGCCAGGAAUGGGUCUGGGCAUGUGAACAGGUCUGAAAACCAAGAGUUGAGUCAGGCAGUGUAUAAGCAUACCAGCAUCCGGAGGUGGAAAUUUGAACUGCUUACUAGUACAUUUUUUUUUCUGGAAAACCUCCAAAGAAAUUCUGAGAUACUGAACCUCUUUGAUCAGGGUUUUAUACUUGAUUUUUUUAACAAUAUUAAUGUCCUUGAGAUUUUUCUGUCAAAGCCAUAUGUGUUUUUCUUCGAAUGGGUUUUCACUGUAGUAUAGGUAAUAGAAUGAUAUAUAGAACAAUAUAAAUAAGUACAAAAUACAUAGUUUAUGAUAUCAUUCAUCAACAUUGAGUGCCAGGGAUGUGCCAGACACUGUUCUGGGCUCUAGGGAGACACUGGUGAACAGAUCCUUGCAUUUGUGGAGCCUAACUUAUGGGGGAAAUAGCAGAGUACAUGUGAAGUGAUGUCAAGUGCUGAGAAAGAAAACUAAAUGUGCAAAGAGGACAACAGGUGGUUGGAAUUUGAGAUCCGAGAUCAAUUGAGAAUUCAGUGAGCAGGUGAUGCUCGAAUACAGACUUGAGGGCGGCGGAGGGAGCUGUGAAGAUGCUUGAGAAGGAGCACUGCCGGCGGAAGGAACAGCAGAUGUAGAGUCCUGCUGUGUUUGAGGGAUGCUGGGGAAGCUACGGGGCUGGGGCAGAGUGAGUGAGGGGAGGUAACGGGGCCUAGAACAGGUAGGGCCUUGCAUAUAACACAGGGGAGAUGAUGGUAGCCGGGCCAGCGCUUUUCCCAGCUUCAUACAAAACCUGUGAUCCUCAGUGCUGUCGAAGUUUGGCCAGUUGUCAUUCUUUUUAAAAAUGCUUUUAAUUUUUAUCAGAUGUACAUAGAAUCGGAUCAGAUUUACUUUAUAAAUCUAACAAUGUUUGCAGUGGAAUUUCCGUUCUGAACACCCGGUGGUAUCGAUGUGAAUGAAUUUGCGUGAUGGCAUAUGACUUACUGGGUAUAUGAGAAGCCCUCACUUUCAGUAUUUUUUUGAAAUACUUUAUUUCUGUUCUUUUUACAUACUAAACUAUAGGCAACAUCACAUUUUAGCGUAAUCUUUGUUUAGCAGAACUAUUUCCUAUUCUAUUUGUUUAGCAGAACUAUUUCCUAUAGCUAUAGCAGACUAGAUAAUGAGAAAAACUGAGUCAAUUAGAAUGACUGGUUGUGCACAGGGAUUUAAGAAUAAGUGUGGGACUGGAUUUCGUGUUUAAUAGAACUGUCUAAAUCAGGUCAGCAGGCAUGUUUUUAUGGGCCAUCUGCCAAGACUAGAAGCAUCUUUGGCACCUAUUACUCCCCUAGACAUGUAUUUGCAUGAGACAUGAAACAAAGUCAGUAUUUUAGAGCUGGAAUAAAUCUUAAGUACUGUCUAGUCUAAGCUUUUGGUUUUACGAAUGCAUUUUUUCGAGAGCAUUCUCACAUGCUUUUUUCCUUCAUAAGAGUUCUUUAACGUAACUCACACGGAUAGUUGGUGAGAGAACUUUUGUACUCAUCUCCUAACAGUUGCCCCAAAUACCAGGCAACUAUAAAAAUUAGAGCAUUGGGAAGAUAUUUUCUAUGAUAAUGUAUAAUACAGUGGUUCUCAAACUUGAGGGUGAAGCCCUCACCUGGGAAGCUUGUUUUUCAGAAUGUAGGUUUUCUCCACCUCCCUCCGGAGUUUCUGAAUUAGUCGGUUUGGGAUCGGGCCCAGUAAAUCUGUGAUUUUGAUGUAUGUGACCUGGGGCGUUGCUCUUAAAACACCCUGAUCUUAAGGCGUAAAGGAGACAGAAUUUAAGUGAGGUUACUAGCACUAAUCAUCUCAGACGUCUUAUUUCCACAAUUUUUAAGAAAGUAAAAAGCUACUUGGGGUCUUGUUCUUUUGAGAAGUUUCCCUCUUCCAUGGCCGUAGAGGCAGAGGAGAGAUGCUCAGUGAUUAUUUUUGUUCCUCUGUCGGCAGGCCCUUAGGGUCAUUGCCAUACCCCGAUCGAAUCCGCACAACGGCAUGGUCCUGCCCAUGAUGAAAGACAGCCUCUCUCAGUCAAAAUGAAGCAAAUUGAAAAUCUCGGAACAAGAUGCUAGUUGAUCACUGCUGAGAGAUUACUGAAAUUGAGCAGAGAACCCUAGAAUACUCUGUUCAUGGAGUAUGGAUGCAGUAGCCUGGUGCUGACUUAUGAUGAGGCACCCUUCCUUCUCAAGCAACUGGAAUGUUGUCGGGUGUUGCCUGAUUACACAUAGGCACUGACUGAAUAUUACAAAUUAUGGUGCUGGUGGAUUAGGUCGAGAGAAUGUGUGUGAGGAAGAUGUUUAUGGAGGGGAAAUCUUUCCCACUUCAUAAUUGUGUAGUUCCCUAGUAACUAAUAGGCAGGAACAUGGCUUUAAUUAGAAGGAAACCACUUGGCCGUCAAAAGCAUUAUGUCCUGCUAAGAGGAAGUUGAUGCCUGCUAAGUUUAUUCCAGGUCUUUGACUAUGUCAGUAUAAAGUAAGCUCACUAUAAAAAAAAAUGGCUAAAAGUCUAGAUUAAAGGAGUGUAGGCAGUUGAAAGGAAAAUUUUUAGUAAUUAAAUAAUUCACACCUUGGAGGGCUGAAGGACGGGAGGCUGCAGAAAUCAUGUUGAGUUUUUUUUAAAGUUACUUUAAGUAAAUUUGUAAAUAUAGUGCUAGUUUCAAGAAAAAGUACAUAGAGGUUAUUUCUUCUAAGCUAUCUCAUUUGUUGCUAUUAAAAUUUUUGUAGCCAUAUUACAGAUGAGAAAAAGCAGGUUGAUUCGAUUAUAGGAAUUCGAUAUGAAGCGAAUUUUUGUAAAGCAGCAGACACAAAUAGAAGAGGAAUAUGACAAUAAACUCACAGAGGAACUUAGUGGUAUAUACCUCUUAAAACAAAUAGUUCUUAAUAAUUUGGUGUUUUAACUUAGGGACUUAUAUUUAUAGCUUGUGAGUAUGCUGUUUACACCUAUCACUGAUUUUUUAUCACUCCAUGGUGAUAACUUAUAAAUGUAAUAACACUGACUCCUGUAUAUGUGAUUUUAAAACUAUUUAAGACUUGGUAAAGGUUCAGUAAACCAAACACCUUAGAAAAUAGCACCAGCUGUUUGCUAGGUUAGGUCAUACAUGUGUAAAUGUGUGUGUGUAUAUGUGUGUGUGUGUAUACAUACAUACAUACACAUGUAUAUACACUUACCUUUACACAGUAAGAACCUAAAAAUUGUAUGUAAAUUGAUUGCUUUUGAAUAUAAGCAGUUUAAAUAAAGCCUGUGGUGAGUCCUUUUAUUGUUGUCAGUCAGUCAACACUAACUGUUUUGUAAAUUUGAUUCUAAUAUAUUGGGCUUUUUCAAGGUGAAACCUGUAUAUGCAUAUGAAAUAUGAGCAUGCAUAUAUGUACAAAAGCCCUUUUUAAAGAAGUUCAGCUUUCUUUCAUAGAUACCAAAACUCACUCUGCCUGUAAAAUGUUUUCGCUCAAGUUUGCAUUGACUCCCAGAUUUACACCUUUCUGUUCACAUGCGCUACUAGGAAUAUCUAUGCAUGUUGAUUCUUGUCAGUGCGCUCUCUUUCCCCCUCAAUAAAUUAGUUCACUUUAAAAAUUGUGACCAUUUCUAUACAAUGAAUGUUCAUAAAACAAGCUAGCAUAUUCAGCUUAUACAGAAAUAAAAAUUAAAUACCCCACUUAAGACAAGGAAUUUCUAUUUUGUAAACAUGUAGCUUGUAUUUCGGAGUAUAAUAAAAUCUGGUGUAAGAAC
Messenger RNA from Sus scrofa (pig), 13760 nucleotides. RefSeq names its product SGT1 homolog, MIS12 kinetochore complex assembly cochaperone (gene SUGT1). The record is from RefSeq and is a predicted model, not a curated record. Gene Ontology annotation, molecular function: protein-folding chaperone binding. NCBI's taxonomy places the organism in Eukaryota, Metazoa, Chordata, Mammalia, Artiodactyla, Suidae.